UCGGAGAUGUGGCAAACUUCGUCCUUAAACCAGAGUGCCGCUUUAGCUUCCUAACCUUUAACUUUUUAAUUUUUAACGGGACUUCCUCAGGCUGACGUGACCCCCCUGUUUAUUAACUAGGAGCGUCAGUACCGAAGAUGAGGCUGCUGACAAAAUGAAGCCGUGAUAAAAUGAAGCCAAGCCUUUAUCGAAUCCUUGCAGUUGGAACAGUCCCUUAAAGGCCAUCUGGUCCAGCUCCCCUGUAAUGAACAGGGUCAAUCACUGCUCCACGAGGACCUCGGAGCCCCCUCGAGCCUGACCUUGAGUAGCUGCAGGGCCGGGGCACCACCUGCCUCUCUGGGCAGCCUCAUCAGUUAUGGGUUACUUUGUAUCUACAGCAUAAUGACAGACGGGAAGACUACUCAUUAACUUUCUGUUUAAAGAAGUGGUUUGUCUUACCCCAGCCUUUUCCAAGGAAAGAAACAUUUUUUAGCAAGAGGUUCCUUGUGGUGCAACCACACAUUUUCAGCAUGAGCUUGCUAGCUGGAUGCAUUGGAAGCAGUUAGCAGCUGAUGGCAGUCCCAGCUCAUGUCCCCUUGUUGGGAACAGCUGGCAAGACAGAAGAGCAAGAACUAGCAAGAUUACUACCACAACUGUUUUCAGCUCAGCAGAUCUACUGGCUUGUUUUAACUGCAGGGCAAGUUUACACUGGAGAUUACACUUCAGUGCUCUAUCUUAUUAAGGGAAGAUGUUUUGUCCAUUAAUCCAAUUAGCAUUGUAGGUUAAUAAGACUGUUUCCUGAAGCAGAGCAGUCUCACAAAUAACAAUUACACCUAAACACUUAAGCAAUGAGAAAAGAAAUACCAGAGUGGCAUUUCCCUACGUAUUCUACUUAUUCUUUUCCUUCCUACUCUACUUAGUAUGUUUUACAAGCAAUGCUCUCUAGUUACAUGACAACUUCUCAAUUAGGAAAUCACACCAAACAGCUAAAGGUGCUGAAAACAUUUACAUGCUGAUAAAAUUCCCUUUAUCUUCAAUAUAGGCAGAUAGGUUCCAGCCCAGGGUAACAUUUUCAGUACCAAAGAAAUGUAUUCAGCUAUGAAGGCAUAAAACAAAACAUGUUGUUACUCUGUCAUCUGCCCUGGCAAAGGGCACUUUCCAAUCAGAGCCACUGCAAACUCAGCUGCAGGUCUGGGUGUUAGAACACUCAGCAGCUCCAUUCUUCAGAUGCGUUCAGUUGUUGGCAUAUUUUCCUCUUUGGGAACACACAGUCCUUAACUUCAAACACUGCCCUUAUGCUACUGACACAGAAAACAGAGAAACUUGCAAAGAUAAAAAGAAACUAAACAAAGGGGAACUAAUACUUUCAGAACAGCUCAACUUAUUGCAGUAGCAUUGUUCCCAUAAUAGCUCCUGCUUGGCAAAUUACAGUAUAUGGAAUUCUGGCAGAAAGAGGCACACAGGGAGAGCAGCUCCACAGCUGCAGGAGCUGACGGAAAGCCGGAGCAGAUCCUGUCAGCCACCCAACUGAGCCAAGGGUUUCCGAACUACAUUUCCCAGAGCUCCUGCUGGGGGAAGAGCGACUCAGUGUGGUCAGACAGCUGCUGUUCGCUCUGCUUGCUGGAGGAGCUGUACUUCCAGCUGAGGACAACGGUGGCCUUCCAGAGCUGUUUCCUGCUGCUGCAGACAGCACGCCUUCUGCUCCGAGUGCAAAACAGCUUCCCAGAGGUGCUGAUUAUGGCUGCGAUUUAUCGAGCAGCGUAUAGAAGAGCUGCUCUCUUCUGCAGGUCACACUCCACCUAUAUUAGAAAAAUGAGAUACUUGAGUAAGCUAAAGGAAGAUGACAUCUUGUGUAGACAAGCCCAGACCUCGGGAACUUUCUACAUCUUUCACAAUCUCUCACCCUUCCUGCAGAAAGUCGGGAAGAAAUAUUUGAUACCACAGCUCAGUGCAGCAGAAAUGAAAAGGAUCCUGGAGAAAUUCAGAGAGACUGAACAGUGGAUAGAGAAGUCGGUGCUGAUUGGUUGUUCAGAUGAGCACGUACCACACUUUGCCCUGGAUUUAGCAGGAGCCUUGGAAAGAUCAGUCGUUGAGGCUGAGCUCAAGGGAUCGUUCACUGACUUACGAAAGGCUUUCUUUGUAGUGGAUGAGAAGGAUUCUUCUUUGCUGGCCUCGGCCCAGGCCCUUCUCCGCUGGCACGAUUCCCACCAGUACUGUAGCAAAACCGGGCAGCCGACUCAGAAAAAUGUAGCUGGCAGCAAGCGCGUGUGCCAUGCCAGUGGAAUAACUUAUUACCCACAGAUGUCUCCAGUAGUUAUCAUCUUGGUGUCUGAUGGCAGCCGCUGCCUCCUUGCACGACAGGCUUCGUUUCCUCAGGGGAUGUACACCGCUCUGUCUGGCUACUGUGACGUAGGUGAAGCUGUGGAGGAAGCAGCCCGGCGAGAAGUGGCAGAAGAGGUGGGCCUGGAGGUGGAGUCACUCUGGUAUUCAGCAUCCCAGCACUGGCCCUUCCCCAGCAGCUGUUUAAUGAUAGCUUGUCAUGCAUUGGUGAGGAGACAGCAAUUGGAGAUCAGCGUGAACAGCCUGGAGCUGGAGGAAGCCCGCUGGUUUGGCCUGGAAGAAAUCAUGGAGGGUCUCAAGCGAGAACCCAGAUCUGCAAAGCAAGACAACGGAAGUUUUUUACCCUGGUUCCCUCCCAAACAGGCCAUUGCUCACAAACUGAUCAACGAGUGGGUUAAGCAGCAGACUUCCCAGCCAACUCAGGUGCUAUGAAUUCAUUAAGCCUGUACCUCUACCAGGAUUACUAAUGCUUGACAUGAAAGCUUCCACAGCUGAAAUCUGUUGUACAGCAGGUGUAAUCUGAUGGCAAUCCUACAUUUGGAUACAGAGACCUACACAUUUCUGAUCAUCCUCAGACAACUCCUUGCACAGUGGAUCACCUUUGAGAUCCAUCAACUUGUAGUAAAUGCACAAUAAAAUUCUUUGUCCCAAAGCACAAAA
Messenger RNA from Tympanuchus pallidicinctus (lesser prairie-chicken), 2979 nucleotides. RefSeq names its product nudix hydrolase 13 (gene NUDT13). Gene Ontology annotation, molecular function: metal ion binding; hydrolase activity. Bases 1414 to 2751 code for a protein of 445 amino acids. The record is from RefSeq and is a predicted model, not a curated record. The transcript is spliced from 9 exons. NCBI's taxonomy places the organism in Eukaryota, Metazoa, Chordata, Aves, Galliformes, Phasianidae.